AUGGAAGCGCCAUACGCCGACGCCGCGGUGCAGCCGGGCUUCACGCACGCGUUCGUCCAGUCCUUCUUCGUCAUCCUUGCCACCGAGAUCGGUGCGGUCCACACCGCGCAGGCCCUCCCGCGCCCGCGUGCCACAGCUGCUGACCGCGCCGCCACCGCGCCAGGCGACAAGACCUUCUUCAUCGCCGCCAUUAUGGCGAUGCGUCACUCGCGGCUCACGGUCUGGACGGGCGCCGUCGGCGCGCUCGUCGUGAUGACGAGCACUCUCGCGCCGCGCCCGCCCGCCCCGCGGACGCCACCGCCCCGCCCCGCACCCCGCCGCCGCGCGCAGGCCUACACGCACUAUGCCGCCGUGCUGCUCUUCCUCUUUUUCGGCGUGCGCAUGCUGCGCGAGGCGAAGGACGCGGGCGAGGGCGCCUCGGACGAGCUUGAGGAGGUGGAGCUGGAGCUGGCGAAGAAGGACGACGUCGAGACGGUGCUGCUGCAGGCCUUCACGUUGACAUUCUUGGCGGAGUGGGGGGACCGGUCGCAGAUCGCGACGAUCGCGCUGGGCGCCGCCGAGGAGCCGGUCGGCGUCACGCUCGGCGCGAUCAUCGGCCACUCGCUCUGCACUGGUCUCGCCGUCGUCGGCGGGAAGAUGCUCGCAUCGCGGAUCUCGGAGCGGAUGGUGCUCGGCAUCGGCGGCGGCCUCUUUCUCCUCUUCGCCGCCAUCUCGCUGCUGCAGGGCCCAGACGCGUAG
Messenger RNA from Emiliania huxleyi CCMP1516, 738 nucleotides. RefSeq lists its product as hypothetical. Gene Ontology annotation, cellular component: Golgi apparatus. Gene Ontology annotation, molecular function: calcium ion transmembrane transporter activity; manganese ion transmembrane transporter activity. The transcript is spliced from 4 exons. Gene Ontology annotation, biological process: manganese ion transmembrane transport; Golgi calcium ion transport; Golgi calcium ion homeostasis. NCBI's taxonomy places the organism in Eukaryota, Haptophyta, Isochrysidales, Noelaerhabdaceae. The record is from RefSeq and is a predicted model, not a curated record. The coding region runs from base 1 to 738 and encodes 245 amino acids.